Molecule: messenger RNA, 3180 nt
Organism: Amoebophrya sp. A120
Lineage: Eukaryota; Dinophyceae; Syndiniales; Amoebophryaceae
Source: the annotation of a GenBank genome assembly
AGAUCGGACAUAAUUUUCAUCAGUCUUGACCUUGAGAAGUGUGAGACGAAACGAGAUAGAUUGUUCACUCUUCUUAUAUCCUUAUCAGCAACAUCAACAAGGAAAGAGUUUUUUGCCCUCUUGCUUCCACUAGUACAAUGUAAAGCUGCAAGUCGUGUUUCCGCGGGUUCACCAGAAGAUGCAGCGAACCAUGUGUCCACCGGCUUUCUGCACUUCAGCCACCCCGAGAAAGAAGCUUUUUGAAGAUCGUGGACGCGUAGUACGCCACCACCGUUUUUUUUUUCUUGCGGCUACCAACUGAAGAAUAUCCCACGUAAUGCCACUUCGUUCAAACAUGAAGAAAGACGCAAGUAUUAAAGACGCUGGGACGAGUUCCUGCACUUACUCAGCUCCGACACCAAAAGACUCGCAAGGACCACCGCAGCCAACGGCGACCCGGCGAAUGGUUGCGGGCAGCACUGCUGGUCUGGUGGAUAUGGUGCUCCUUUACCCGAUUGAUGUGAUCAAAACCAGGAUGCAGUACGAACCGGGAACUUCAACUUGCUACGCCAGUCGAGCGACUUCAAUGACUCUUUCUCCGCCCGCUCCCGCAAAAAUCCACUACGGCAAGCCGUGGCAGCUGCAGCUGUUGCCGCGCUUGAUUGGUGCCGGGCCGUCAACAGCGUCUACUUCUAGUUCCAGUUCUUCCUCAUCUUCGCGGCCGGUGCAAACUGGUGGCGCAGCGGCCUGCUCGACGCGCACUGGAAUAGGAGGGUCGUAUCCAUCUUCACGGGGGACUAAUUUGUCGCACCACGGAACAGGAGAGGGCGUAACGCUUAGAACAAGUGUCCCCGCGGAUGCUCAUCGGCUGUCUCAGCCUGCGUUGCAGACGACGACGAGCAGAAGCAGGACCACAGUACCCAACAUACAAGCAAGCUCCAGUAUCACCACGUUCCGGCACCCUAGAGGCCCCGUCGGAUUCUCGGGAACCAUUCAUCACACGAAUAAGCACCCGUGCUUUUGUCCCGCGGUGGCCGCGCCAGCUGGUUCCUGCGAACCGCAUGCUCUGUUGCUGUCAACUGGAUACUCUACCACGUCAAGUUCUUCAUCGUCAUCAUCGUCCUCGUCGCAGCGUUUGGCACCUGGGGGAGCAUACCAGGCUGUGUGGGAAGGAAGGAACGGUAGUGGGAGCAACUUGUCACGGUACUCAUUUCAUUCCUUCGGAGGUGCAACUACAUCAGCGGCAAGCGACCUCCCCCCACCCAGAGCUUCCAGCUUUCUGCGCCUGCUCGCGACGAGUUUGCGCCAAGAGAAGCUGAGCAUUUACCGCGGCCUGUCGUUCCCACUCCUCACGGAAGUUCCAAAACGCGGCUGGAAAUUCAUGGUGCAAGGGCACUUGGAAGCGAAGUUUUUACAAAGAAUAAGCAGCAGUAAAGAAGCAGGGAUAGCGAAUUUCGCAGGCUGCGCAUCACCUUCAACUUCUUCUGUCGGCGCCACACGGAAGAUGAGCAUCGCUACCAGAAACAUGAGAAUAACCCCUCCACCCCCCCGGUCCGAUCGCUACCAAGCGGCUUUUGCCGCGGGCGCUUUGACUGGUGCCAGUGAGGCGCCGAUCGUGGUGACCUCCGAGCUGAUUAAGGUGCGGAUGCAGCUCCCAGAAUACCGCCACGAGUACAACCGCGGCCUGCUCGACGCGAUGGCGCAGGUCUACCGCAAAGAGGGCCCGGUCGCCCUUAUUCGGGGGAUGAGCUGCACGAUGCAACGGGGGUUUCUCUUUAACGGGGUGUUUUUCAGCAGUGUGAGUUGGGCGAAAGACCAACUGAGCGACCCGGACUCCAUGUUUCAACGGUGUUUUCUGCAACCCCCGCUGUUGUCGUCCGGCGGCGCAACAAGUAGGAAUUGUACUUCAUCAGGCGAGGAUUUUUCAUCUGCGGGAGCGUCUUUAUCGUUCUCCACAACAAAACUGAACAGUCACAACUGGUGCGCCUCAAGCUGCAACAUUCUGCCCGUGCAUUUCCUGAGUGGGUGCUUCGCCGGUGUUGUCGGUGCGAUCUUCAGUGCCCCGUUUGAUUUGGUGAAAACCAGAAUACAAGCGUCGGUGGGGAAUUCCGUGGAGACAAACGUCGUUUGUCCGAGGACAAUGGGAACUACAUCUUCUGCGCCAGCAAUUGCAGUCCCAAAAAGCAGUCUACCGCUGAGCGCAACCUCUGUAGUUGGAGGCGACAUAUUAAGUGCAGCUCAAGCAAAAACCGGCGCAAGAACAUCAACAUUGAGGAGGAAUCAGUGGAGCCCGUCAGCACUUGGUGUCAUGUUUCACAUCCUCCGGCGAGAAGGGGUGUUCGCGCUCUACCGCGGCUUUGUGCCACGGCUGGCGCGGUGUGUACCGGGCGCGGGUAUUUCGCUUUUUGUGUACCAGACCGUGUUGGAUUACCCGUGGCCGUAGGGACGAGUGGUGAUGCCAAUGCCAAACGGUGCGGUCAACACCGACGGUGCCCGCGAAGCGAUUUUCUUCCUUCGUACUUUCGAGGCCGAGGACGACGAGGGGGAAGAAAUAGAUUCCGUUGAGCGUUCGGCUGCUGUUUGAUUCUGUAUGCCGCGGACCAGAGACCAGCUGCGCCGUUGAACCAGUAGUGUGGGUAACUUCAUGCGAGAUCACCACCACGACAGCGUGCAGAUGAUCGGGUCUCCCGGCUAUGGAAAAACGCAGUCACAUGGGAGCCUUGGCAUUGUUCAUGGGAAAAAUCUUCAUGAAAGUUUUUCGGUGUCACCCAUGAUUACGGCAACGAUGAGUAGUUUCACUAUUUUUACUUUGCCCCCGUUCAAGAAUACUUCCAGGGCGGAAAACCGUUAUAUUCGUCCUUUUUCGCUGCUUGUUCCCGAUAAUUUUCCAAAGCAAGGUGCCCUGAGUCCGUUAUUUUUCUUGCUGGUCAUUUGCGUUUCGACUUGAUCGCCAGAAAUUUGGGCGUCUCUCUCGUCGCGGGCUUCAUUUUCCACACUGCUGCCGCUCUCUUCCUCCGGGAAACCAAGCAGGCCAUCUAAAAUGCUUCUCUACGUACUUCUGGGAAUACAAUUUGUAGUUGCAUAAAAAUGACGUCGAUCAUCACGUGUUGAUGAAGUAACAGUUCUUUGGUUCAAUUGUGCAGUCUUUGUUGGAAUCGCUUAUGAUGCAUUCGCAAGAACAGCGUAGCUCAGCCUCAGGAC